GGGCGCGGCGGCGGGCGGCUGCGAGGACAAGCGGGUGGCGGCGGCGGCGGCGGCCGGUGGUGGCGGCGGCGGGCGGCCAUGGCGGCGACAGAGGCCAGCGGCGACGACGUCCGCUGCGUGCGGCUGAGCGCCGAGCGGGCCCGGACGCUGCUGGCCGACGUGGACACGCUGCUGUUCGACUGCGACGGCGUGCUGUGGCGCGGUGAGACGGCGGUGCCCGGCGCGCCCGAGGCCCUGACGGCGCUGCGGGCCCGCGGCAAGCGCCUCGGCUUCAUUACCAACAACAGCAGCAAGACCCGCGAGGCAUACGCCGAGAAGCUGCAGCGCCUGGGCUUCGGCGGCCCGUCGGGGCCCAACGCGGGCCGCGAAGUCUUCGGCACAGCUUACUGCACCGCUCUCUACCUGCGCCAGCGUCUGGGCGGUGCGCCGACCCCCAAGGCCUACGUGCUAGGCAGCGCGGCCCUGGCCGCCGAGCUGGAGGCCGUGGGCGUCACCUGCGUGGGCGUGGGACCCGAGCCCCUGCAGGGCGAAGGCCCCAGUGCCUGGCUGGAGGCGCCCCUGGAGCCCGACGUGCGCGCUGUCGUGGUGGGCUUCGACCCGCACUUCAGUUACAUGAAGCUCACCAAGGCUGUGCGCUACCUGCAGCAGCCCAGCUGCCUGCUUGUGGGCACCAACAUGGACAACAGACUCCCACUCGAGAACGGCCGCUUCAUCGCGGGUACCGGCUGUCUGGUCCGAGCCGUGGAGAUGGCCGCCCAGCGCCAAGCAGACAUCAUAGGGAAACCCAGCCGCUUCAUCUUUGACUGCGUGUCCCAGGAGUAUGGCAUCAACCCGGAGCGCACAGUCAUGGUGGGUGAUCGCCUGGACACAGACAUCCUCCUGGGCGUCACCUGUGGUCUGAAGACCGUCCUGACCCUCACCGGAGUCUCCACUCUAGGAGACGUGAAGAGUAAUCAGGAAAGUGACUGCAUGUCUAGGAAGAAAAUGGUCCCUGACUUCUAUGUUGACAGCAUAGCCGACCUUUUGCCUGCCCUUCAAGGUUAAAGAUUUAGUGUCUUUAAUCUCCAGAAUAAAAAAAAAAUGAAAAAUCACUUACCCAGAUUAAUAGGUGGGGCUUAAGCAUCGCUCAGCCAGGUGGCUUCAAAGAGUAUUACUUGGAGUUAAGCAGAGGCACUAGUUUUAAUCUUGUAAGUAAACGUUUGGGGGCGAUUUUGUUUACAAAUGCUUGUAUUUUGAGAUGCACUUUUAAGCUUGGAGGGCAUUGUGGGGUGUCCUGGGCCUCAGGUGCCAGUUGGCCUGGCCAUUGGUUCAACGUAUGCCCAGGAUUUAGGUAACCUCAGGGCCUGCUGGUGGGACCGAGGUGAGGUGUCAUGUAUUUUAUUGAGCAUUUCAGGGAUCAGAGCAUCUUGUACAAACCGGCCCAGGGCCCCCUUGGUGUGGUCACCAACAGUGGAGCCUGCUGGUGCCUCUCAGCUCCUCAGCUGCCCUGUGGGGGGUGGAGGAACGGGCUGCACUUGGGUGAUGUCUCCCUGUCCGUGGGGUGUGCGCCGCUGCCCUCACUACCAGCACCACCCCCACCGCACCCUUCCUUAAAAACCACUCUGAUGUCACAAUUGAGUGUCUGUUCUGUCUCAGAUACCCACGUUUGCCACUCCAACACGAUUGUGCGGUUCUGUAAACUCAGCCCAGCCAGACCUUGGCUUUUUCAGACGUGCACAUAAACCCAGGUGACUUGGCUGAGUGUGUUGCUUGCCGAGUGGCUGGGGGGGCGCAGGAUUGUCUUCCUUGUUCUCUGGGCUGCUGUGCCCAGGGCAGCACAGAAGUUAUUUUUAUUAAACUUUUGUUCAACUUUG
This is a messenger RNA of Phacochoerus africanus (Common warthog), 1853 nucleotides long. It is a transcript of the gene PGP, whose product is annotated as phosphoglycolate phosphatase. The coding region runs from base 79 to 1044 and encodes 321 amino acids. The record is from RefSeq and is a predicted model, not a curated record. Lineage: Eukaryota; Metazoa; Chordata; Mammalia; Artiodactyla; Suidae. Gene Ontology annotation, cellular component: cytoplasm. Gene Ontology annotation, molecular function: sn-glycerol 3-phosphatase activity. The transcript is spliced from 2 exons.